AUGUCUUCGUUGCGAUUGACCAUCGAGGACGGCCAGUUCCGCGACGGCUACGGCAGACAGGUCGUCCUCCGGGGUCUCAACGUCGCCGCCGACGCCAAGCUGCCCAGCGAGCCAGACCAGCCCUCGCACGUCGGCGAAGACUUCUUCGACGGCGACAACGUCAAGUUCCACAACAGGCCCUUCCCCAAGGAGGAGGCGCACGAGCACUUCUCCAGGAUAAAGCGAUACGGCUACAACACCAUCCGUUAUGUCUUCACAUGGGAGGCAAUCGAGGCCGCCGGCCCCGGACGCUACGAUGAGGAAUGGAUACAGCACACGAUUGAGAUUUUGAGGAUAGCCAAAGAGUAUGGUUUCUAUGUCUUUAUGGAUCCCCACCAGGACGUGUGGUCCAGGUUCUGUGGAGGCUCCGGCGCGCCCAUGUGGACGAUCUACGCCUGCGGCCUCAACCCCCAAAGUUUCGCAGCGACCGAGGCUGCCAUCGUACACAACACCUACCCCAAGCCAGACGAGUUCCCCAAGAUGAUCUGGUCGACGAACUACUGGCGCCUGGCCGCCGCCACUAUCUUCACCAUGUACUUUGGCGGCAGGGACUUUGCGCCCAAGUGCAUUAUCAACGGUAUCAACAUUCAAGACUUCUUGCAGGGCCAUUUUGUCGCUGCUUGUGCGCACCUCGCCAAGCGUAUACACGAGGCCGGCGAUCUCGAGAACGAGGUGGUCGUGGGUUGGGAGAGCAUGAACGAACCUGGGUGCGGCCUGGUGGGCUACGCCGACGUCAGCGUCAUUCCCAGCGCACAGAAACUGAAAAAGGGCUCGUGUCCGACCAUCUGGCAGACUAUUUUGACGGGGUCUGGCCGUGCCUGCGAGGUGGAAACUUGGGACAUGGGUGGCAUGGGCCCGUACAAGGUCGGCCGCUCGUUGAUCGACCCCCACGGCGAGAUUGCGUGGUUGCCCGCGGACUACGACGACUCGAGGUAUGGAUGGAAGCGUGACGAGGGAUGGAAGUUGGGAGAGUGCAUCUGGGCCCAGCAUGGUAUCUGGGACCCCAAGACGGACACGCUACUCAAGAAGGAUUACUUUGCGAAAAACCCGAACACCGGAAAGACGAUCGACCACCCGGAGUUUACUAACACCUAUUUCAUGCACUCUUAUCGUCUCUACAGAGACGCUAUCCGCCCUAUUCACAAGAACUGCAUCAUGCUAAUGCAGUAUCCUACACUGGAGUUGCCGCCACAGAUCAAGGGCACCGAGGACGACGACCCGUUGAUGGGCUUCUCGCCACAUUGGUACGAUGGUAUUACCCUGAUGACGAAGCGAUGGAACAGAGUUUGGAACGUUGACGUCGUGGGCGUGCUACGCGGGAGGUACUGGCAUGAGGCGCUAUCGGUCAAGGUCGGAGAGACUGCUAUUCGCAACUGCUUCAAGGACCAGCUAGCAUCGCUGCGCCAGGAGGGAAUUGACCGCAUGGGCAAGCAUCCUUGUGUUAUGACUGAGUUCGGCAUUCCUUAUGAUAUGGGUGACAAGAAGGCAUACAAGACGGGAGAUUAUACGGAUCAAUCACUAGCUUUGGACGCCAACUACUUUGGAGCCGAAGGCUCGGGCAUGGAAGGCCACUGUUUGUGGGUCUACGUUGCAAAGAACACACAUCAACACGGCGAUUUAUGGAACGGCGAAGACCUGUCAGUAUUCUCAUUAGACGACAAGACGCUGCCCAUGUCGCCCCUCCCCCGAAGCCCGGAACCCAGACAGUCGGCAGAAAACCCCCGUACCUCCAUCAGCAGAGACGUGCCAGACGAGACAAAGGUCACUCCCGAUAACCUCCAGAGGACAAUCACAAACCCGUCCAUCUCAACAGAGCCAACCAAGGACCCUACCAUCACCAACGCGCCAGGCCUCCGCGCCGCCGAAGCCUUCGUCCGCCCCAGCCCCGUUGUGGUCUCAGGCGACGUGCUGCAGUACGGCUUCGACCUGCGCAGCUGCACCUUCAACCUCAAACUCAAGGCCGCCGCGCCACCCUCAGACCCCGCCCCGACGGUCGUCUUCCUCCCUGAGUUCCACUUCCCGCAAGACAACUGCCAAGUCGAGGUGUCGUCCGGCAAGUGGGCCAUCAGCAUGGACGACGACGAGGGCCCGCUCGUGCAGAAGCUGAAAUGGUGGCACGGCGAUGGCGAGCAGACGCUCAAGGUCAGCGGCCUGGUGAGACAGCACAAUGUCGCGGAGGGGUCCGAGGAGGAUAUGGGCUACCUCGAGCAGUGCCAGAAGAACUACGCCAACUGCAGCGUGAUGUAA
Colletotrichum chrysophilum is the source of this 2286-nucleotide messenger RNA. RefSeq lists its product as uncharacterized. Gene Ontology annotation, biological process: ergosteryl 3-beta-D-glucoside catabolic process. Gene Ontology annotation, molecular function: steryl-beta-glucosidase activity. The record is from RefSeq and is a predicted model, not a curated record. The transcript has 3 exons. Lineage: Eukaryota; Fungi; Ascomycota; Sordariomycetes; Glomerellales; Glomerellaceae. The coding region runs from base 1 to 2286 and encodes 761 amino acids.